GCGGGAAGCCGAAUGUAAACAGGAGUGUUCGGGUUCCUGAAUUUCCUCGUUUUGGUUGUUUCACUGCAGUCAAAGACGCUGCGGCUCGUUGGUUUUAAACACGAUGGUUCAGAUAUUUAUACGGGGCAGCGUGGACGGCCGCCGCCCUCCGGAGUGGCUGCUGGUGGAGCUGCAGGGAGAGAUGGUGUCCAGACACAACUCUGGCCUGGCGGGAAACGUGAUGGGAGACCUGCUCUACACCAAGGAGGGGGUGCCGGUGCUGAUCGUAGGACAUCACAUUCUCUACGGGAAGCAGGUCAAACUAGAGAAGCCCUUCGCCGUCCUCACCAAGCACUCGGGACAUUCGGAGGACAGUGACGCUGACGGUCUCAGUCAGGUUACCGCGGAAUCAGACCAGCAAGGACCCGCCUCCUCCUCUUCCUCCACGUCUUACUCUGUGUCCGCGCUCAUCAAACGCAAACUGAUCUUUAAAACUCGUCCCAAACCCAUCAUCACAAACGUGCCCAAGAGGGUGUAGAAGGACACCUGCCGGUCUCUGUCUUCUGCUCAGGCUGGUCCAAACUGGUCCGAGGCACCGAUUUGGACAGAAAACUGAUUUUAAUCGCUGGUUUGGGUUUGAAAUGCUGCUUUGUGAGGUUGUCUGGAUUUGAGCGUUUUGUUUUUUACAACUAAUCAAAUGUUUUCUGACUGCAACAGAAACGGCAGCAGCUGUUAUGAUUGUUGACACAUAAUGUGUUGGUUUUUUUUUUACACAUGGUGUAAUCUUUUUCCUGUACUUAGUUCAUUUCCAAUUCAAUUCAGUUUGUUUCAAUCACAGUAAUUGCGUUGCCAGCCACAUGUAUAGGCAGCGCUAAUGAGCCGUAAAAUAAACUGAAUAACCUAAA
Molecule: messenger RNA, 884 nt
Organism: Fundulus heteroclitus (mummichog)
Lineage: Eukaryota; Metazoa; Chordata; Actinopteri; Cyprinodontiformes; Fundulidae
Gene: chtf8
Product: CTF8, chromosome transmission fidelity factor 8 homolog (S. cerevisiae)
Exons: 3
Coding region: 104-517 (137 amino acids)
Biological process (GO): mitotic sister chromatid cohesion
Cellular component (GO): Ctf18 RFC-like complex
Source: RefSeq, a predicted model, not a curated record